GCAGGGGCCCUGUGGGUGCUGUUGUCUCUGCUGUCAGGUUUUUUUGGAGGAUGAACAGCUCCUUUUACCUCUCCCGGUCGCUGUCGGAGGAGCGGCCCGUGGCCGUGCUGUGGGGCUGCCAGCUGGGCACGGGCGCCCGGAGCUGCGUGGUGAAGGAGGACGAUGACCUCUUGGAGCACCUGGUGCUGCUGAGAACGAUCUGCCUGGGGGCCGACGCCAGGGACGAGCUGCACGUGGUGGCCGUGGAUUCCAAAAACGCCUCCGGGGAGCGCAAGCCGGUGCCCAUCGCGGCUCUGAGGAGCUCCCUGCUGCCCAUGAUCAGCCUCAAAGGUCUGGAGCUCGUCCCUCCCGUCACCUUCGUGCUGCAGUGCGGCGCCGGGCCGGUCUAUCUCAGCGGGCAGCGCGUCACCCUGGAAGAUGAUGCCGUGCCUGAAGCCCACGAGGAAGAGCUCUCGGAGGAAGAUGCGGCCGAUGAGGAUGAUGAUGGAGCUUCAUAGGACGCGGCAGCUUGGAGAAGGCUUUGGCUCUGGCCUGGAGCUGGUGUGGUGCUGGGAGCACGCUGUGCUGGGAGCUGCCGGCGCCCCGUGCUGAAGGCGGCGGGUCCUCGCAGAAGGACACAAACUGCCCGGGCUUUCGGGGUCACCCCUUGUCCGCUCUCCACUUAUGCCUCCCCCUGCUCGGGGCCGGUCCCCUCAGCUCCCCCGGGCACAGCUCGGCCUCUCCUGCCUUUUUGCACGGGCAAAUUCCAAUGAAUAAAUGCAGGAAUGCCCUUUUGUGCAUAAGUGACCGUUUAUUUGAUGCAUGAGCACCCAGUUCAUCAGGGGAGGGUUGAACAGUGCAGGCCUGAGUUUAUUCCGAGGCUGGCCCUGAGCAUCUCUCUGAGGUGGGCACCUCGCAGACACGGGGGUGAAGCAGGCAGGGCGUGUGGAAAUUGGUCUAAAAACCCAAUUAAUGCAAACUGGGAUCGUGGAGCUUUUGGGGGGCUGUUGGGAUUUGUGGUGAAAGCGUGGCUGGGGCAGCUCAGCUGGGGGGUGCCCGGUCCAGCCCCUCGGCCUCACACCCCCCUGCACACACACUGGUACUGCACAGGCUCUACCCCACACCUGGACACGCACCUGCCUGCGCUCACAGGCACCUGUGCACCCUGAAAUGCCCGCACAUGGCCCUGCACCAAACCAUGCACACCUGUGCUCAUCUGUACCUACAUCUGUGCACACCUGAACUCACCUGUACCUACACAUGUAUUAAUCUGUACCUACCCCUGUGCACACCUGUACAUACUCACCUCUGCACACCUGUGUACACACACCUGCCCACACU
Messenger RNA from Hirundo rustica (Barn swallow), 1320 nucleotides. RefSeq names its product nucleoplasmin-like. Gene Ontology annotation, molecular function: chromatin binding; RNA binding; histone binding. The transcript has 5 exons. Gene Ontology annotation, cellular component: cytoplasm; nucleoplasm; nucleolus. NCBI's taxonomy places the organism in Eukaryota, Metazoa, Chordata, Aves, Passeriformes, Hirundinidae. Gene Ontology annotation, biological process: chromatin remodeling. Bases 51 to 497 code for a protein of 148 amino acids. The record is from RefSeq and is a predicted model, not a curated record.